This is a messenger RNA of Hydatigera taeniaeformis, 945 nucleotides long. NCBI's taxonomy places the organism in Eukaryota, Metazoa, Platyhelminthes, Cestoda, Cyclophyllidea, Taeniidae. The record is from the annotation of a GenBank genome assembly.
AUGCCACGGUCAACACGCAACUCAAAUGCCUCCAAGAAGAGGAUAUUACGCGGUGGUAACAGUAGCGAAAGAAGCAGGAAUCGGACCAUCUCUUUAGACAACAAUAAGCCCGGAACUCCACGAAAAUCGCUUCGUUCCGCCAAAGCCUCGCCUGCUCCCUCGGUUGCUUCCUCAUCGGCAUCCACAGUCUCCACAACUACCACCACCGUCACUCGCUCGCUUCGAAAGCGAGCUCCGCCCUCUCCAGAAAAGGAGACUCCCUCCCCAGUGCAAGUACCUAUCAAUGAUGGUACGGGUUAUAAGAGACGUCGUGUUUCCGUGCCUCCCAGUCCAGAGCCUUCUUUUGCUCCUGCACCAGUUAAGGGAAUCAAUCCCACGGGUCGAAAGCGGAGGGGACCGCCGAAGGAGGCCACUGCGAAACGAGCUAAAAUUGCUUUGCAAGGUGAGCCGACCAAAUUUUUUGGCGGAAUCUGUGUUGGCAUAGUGCUUGGGGCCUUCAUCAUCAAUCAGGCGCCAGACUCUACGACUCCUGGGUCGUCAUCGUCAACAUCGGCAUCGUUGAAGCGUCGACACCAGGCCGUGGGGGGACGUGUCGGUGGAGUGGUAGAGGAAGAGGAGGAAGAACACAGUUCAUAUUCCCCCAUCGCCAGUACUUCGGCAACAGCCAAAAAACGUGGUGCAAAACGCAGUCGAAGGGCACCGAAGAAGAGUUCAGCGGCGACAGAAAUGAUAGAGCCCGCAAUACUGAAGCCAUCUACCACAGAAAAUGAGGAUGUGAAGGGGAUGAAAGAGAAAAAAGAUGAACAAAUAGAAAAGAGCGAGGAGUCCGAUGAAUUGGCUGUUCCGUCGCCGUCAAAGUCCCCCGUCGCAGAGGUGAAAACCUCAUUGAGCAAAAAGGAGUUACUAGCUCUGCAGCGUAGGCAAUUGCUCCAGCAUCUGGAUCAU